CGUUCGAACGCGUCACUUGUUCACGUGACCGCGCGUCUAAAAUGCAUAAAUGUAGAACAAAACUGGCACAAGCGACUGCGAGUAAACAAAGCCUACUCGACCAGCCGUCAUCACCAGGCCUUGACAAACAUCGGUAGUCUGCUGCGAACCUCGUCUCUGUUCUUGUUCUAAACACCAACCAGACAUGGCUGUGACUGAUGUAGUAGUCACUCCGACACCGGCUCAUAGAGCAAAGACUCUUCCGGCAAGUAGCCAGAGCUUCAACGGUCGUCGACGGGCGGUAUCUGUUGAUGCGCUUUCUACACUGCAGAAGCCCUUUCGAUCUCCUGGUGCUCCGGUCACCGCGAAACGGGACCUACCCCUUCGCAAACGGAUACGGGUGAAUUAUCGUGAAGAUGCAGCCGGAAAUGAUGAGGCUGCUGGUGAUAGUGUGUAUUUGGAAGAUGGCCGGUCCCCGCUUGCGGAGCGGAUGGCGAAUAGAUUCCCAGUUUUCCGGCCGCGUGACAAGGAGGUUGUGUUUUCUCAAAAGUUUUCUGUUCCGCUCAAGAACAAGCCUGACGACUUUGCUCAACGUGCACCACCGCCUGCGCUGGGCAUGCUACGACGGAAGAACAUGAUCAUUAAGCCACUCCAUGACCCGUCCGGUGAAUUCGCGAUCGUGCUCUACGAUCCGACCAUUGACGAACCUGAGGAUAUCAAACCCGUCGAAGAAGAACCGCCGAAACCAGUAUCGACAAUGCACAAAAGUCUGUCGGAUUUACUAGGUCUCAACAAAAAGGUGGAAGAAAGACCAAAGGUACCGGUCGUUAUCGACCCGCGACUGGCAAAAGUCUUGAGACCUCAUCAAGUUGAGGGUGUAAAAUUUUUGUACCGCUGUACGACCGGUCUUAUUGAUCCAAAAGCUCAUGGCUGUAUUAUGGCAGACGAGAUGGGUCUCGGAAAGACUCUACAAUGCAUCACCCUCAUGUGGACUUUACUCAAGCAAUCUCCCGAAGCCGGAAGGUCGACCAUCCAGAAAUGCGUCAUUGUCUGCCCCUCAAGUCUGGUGAAGAACUGGGCCAACGAACUCGACAAGUGGCUCGGCAAAGGCGCAAUAAACUCAUUUGCGAUCGACGGCAAAUCCAGCAAAGCCGAGCUCACGAUGCAGCUCAAGCAGUGGGCCAUCGCUGAAGGCCGGUCGGCUAUCCGUCCGGUUUUGAUUGUGUCGUAUGAGACGCUGAGACUUAAUAUUGACGAGUUGAAAAACACAAAGAUAGGCUUGCUGCUGUGCGAUGAAGGCCAUCGUCUGAAGAACGACGAAUCACUAACUUAUAUGGCGCUUAACGGACUCAACGUCCAGCGCCGUGUGAUUCUCUCCGGAACGCCAAUCCAAAACGAUCUUUCCGAGUAUUUCGCGCUUUUGAAUUUUGCGAAUCCCGAUCUUUUGGGAUCACGCACCGACUUCAAGAAGAACUACGAGAACCCGAUUCUCCGCGGCCGUGACGCGGACGGCACUGAGAAAGACCGCGAGGACGGUGAUCGGAAACUUGAAGAGCUCGGACAGCUUGUCAAUAAGUUCAUUAUCCGACGCACGAACGAUAUUCUGUCAAAGUAUCUGCCGGUGAAAUACGAGCACGUUGUGUUUUGCAGGCUUUCCCCUUUCCAGGAAGCCCUGUAUAACCAUUUCAUCACUUCACCUGUGAUCAGGAAGUUGAUCAAGGGCACCGAGUCUCAGCCGUUGAAAGCAAUCAAUAUCCUCAAGAAACUGUGCAACCAUCCAGACUUGCUCGAUCUCCCGGGUGAUAUCGACGGCAGCGAUGAGUUUUUCCCCGAGAGCUACGUGCCUAAAGAUCAAAGAGGCAGCCGCGAUCGGGACAUUGACGUCUCGCUCUCGGGAAAGAUGCAGGUUCUGGCCCGCAUGCUGAGUCGGAUCCGCGCGGAUACGAACGACAAGAUCGUGCUGAUUAGUAACUACACGCAGACGCUGGACGUGAUUGAGAAGUACUGCCGGACAAUGAGGUACGGAAACCUUAGAUUGGAUGGAACGAUGAACGUGAAUAAGCGACAGAAGCUGGUGGACCGAUUCAAUGACCCUGAAGGCGAGGAGUUUGUCUUUCUACUCAGCAGCAAGGCCGGUGGCUGUGGUAUCAACCUGAUUGGCGCCAACCGGCUCAUCCUCUUCGACCCAGACUGGAACCCGGCCGCGGACCAGCAAGCACUCGCGCGCGUCUGGCGUGACGGUCAAAAGAAAGACUGCUUCGUCUACCGCUUCAUCGCGACCGGUACGAUUGAGGAGAAGAUUUUCCAGCGGCAAUCACACAAGCAGUCGCUCUCGUCAUGUGUUGUUGACGAGGCACAGGACGUCGAGCGCCAUUUCUCGCGCGACGGACUCCGCCAGCUGUUCCAAUUCGUGCCGGGCGCGCAGUCGGAUACGCAUGUCACGUUUAAAUGCAAACGAUGCAAACCUGACGGUCGACAGUUUGUCAAGGCACCCGCGAUGAUGUAUGGCGAUACUAGCUCGUGGAACCAUUUCACUAAUGGGUGCUUGAAGGAUAUCCAGGAUCUGCUGCUUAGACAGGAAUCCGGGGAGGACGUGAUUACGUAUGCGUUCCAGUAUAUCUCGCAUUAGAGAGAUUUGUAAUUUUACUUAUUUUAUUUACAGUCGGAGUUUGCUAUAACAGACCUAGAAGGCAUUGAAGUGGAUGGAAAUAAUACUAUUCAAUGA
Molecule: messenger RNA, 2704 nt
Organism: Myxozyma melibiosi
Lineage: Eukaryota; Fungi; Ascomycota; Lipomycetes; Lipomycetales; Lipomycetaceae
Product: DNA repair protein rhp54
Exons: 2
Coding region: 185-2608 (807 amino acids)
Biological process (GO): reciprocal meiotic recombination; double-strand break repair via synthesis-dependent strand annealing
Cellular component (GO): nucleus
Molecular function (GO): hydrolase activity, acting on acid anhydrides; DNA translocase activity; ATP-dependent chromatin remodeler activity
Source: RefSeq, a predicted model, not a curated record